AUGGCAUCGCCCUCAUGUCAAAUACAGCUUUACUAUGGACCCACAUCGCAUUUCUCUCUUAUGCAACACGUUUACCGGGAUCUCGUCUCCCAUCCUACCGCUCAGACUGAACCCUCGGGCGGAGUUGAUGAAGCUGGAGCUGGCUUGGAUCUCUUCAGUUUUCGCCGCAUCUUUUUUGGAACCCCGGACACCCAAGAAGGCGUUAAGACAUCCUCAUGGGGAGAUGCCUCGGUGAUGUUCUUGCCAUAUGAACUGGCCAAACUAUUCCUUUCGCGAUUCUUAAUGGCUCUCUAUCAUAUGCUGCCACAUCGACCCAAGUUAUGGUGGGAGCAACGCCUAGAGGAGCUCUAUAGCCCGUCACCCGCAAUCCAUCCAGAUACAUUAACUCAGGCUCUCUUACUGCUUGCCUUGGCAACGGGUUCGCUCGGCACCGAGUACUUUGCUUGGGGUGAUGUGCUGCUAGACCGCGUCAAGGCCUCACUCACAUCCUUCGAUGAUGUUGUCAACCUUCAAACCGUCCAAAUAUCGCUCCUCAUGAUAAGUCGGCCCUCUAGGCUUACCCCGCCUCCAGCCGUCGUACUGACCAACCAACACACAAUUUUCCAGAACGAACAAGGUCGGCCAAAUCCGGCUUUCUUGCAUCUUGGAUCGGCUUGUCGAAAGGCUAUAUCAGCAGGCUUACACAAAGACGUUCCCCGCGACGAUGCACAAACGCCUGAAAAUAUUGAAGAGCGUAGAAUGACGUUCUGGAGUCUUUAUAUCUGUGAAACCUCAUUGUGCUUGAAAGAUGUCGCCAUUGAACACCCAAAUGACUCUUUCCUCCGACUCCUGGUUCAGCUCUGCAAAGCCAUAUCUCGGUCUACCAAUGAGAUCUACGGUGAGCACCAUGAGUCUUUGCUUCAUAUGUGGCGGGUUGCACGCUCCAUCUCGGAUGAACUUCGUGGGUUUCAAUCCCAGAUGCAGCAUGCCUUGGGCUUCGGCCUUGAUGCUGACGUCCAAAACGAAAGUAUUGGUGUAAAACAAAUCAUUUUCACCACUUCGAGCACCAUCUCCGCUAUCCAAACGGUCCUACGGAACAUCAGCCCGACUUACGAAUGGAUACCAGAUCCCAAACCUGAUAACAAAUAUUCCACUGAAACGGAUGGGGGAACGGCAGUAUCUCAUGCAUCUGGCGUUGCGGGUCGCCAACCAGGAAUCCUCAAAGAGAAUCGCUUUUCUUCAAACACCUUAUUCGGUUCAACCUCUAAUUUGCCGCCAUCCCAAUGGACUCUGCCGCAAUUUGAAGGUCCAGAGACCGGUAGAUCCGGUGGGUCGAGUGAGGAUCUUCUUGAUUUCACUCAAUCCGACAUGGGAUGGAACUUUGACUUUUCUACGAUGGAUCUAGAGGCCUUUUUCUCCGUGUAUCAGUCGGCCGAUGCCUCGUUCUCCUGA
This is a messenger RNA of Penicillium cinerascens, 1431 nucleotides long. RefSeq names its product fungal specific transcription factor domain-containing protein. Gene Ontology annotation, molecular function: DNA-binding transcription factor activity, RNA polymerase II-specific; zinc ion binding; RNA polymerase II cis-regulatory region sequence-specific DNA binding. The transcript is spliced from 3 exons. Gene Ontology annotation, biological process: DNA-templated transcription; positive regulation of transcription from RNA polymerase II promoter by galactose. Gene Ontology annotation, cellular component: nucleus. NCBI's taxonomy places the organism in Eukaryota, Fungi, Ascomycota, Eurotiomycetes, Eurotiales, Aspergillaceae. The record is from RefSeq and is a predicted model, not a curated record. Bases 1 to 1431 code for a protein of 476 amino acids.